Daldinia loculata is the source of this 1039-nucleotide messenger RNA. Its product is annotated as kinase-like domain-containing protein. The coding region runs from base 63 to 917 and encodes 284 amino acids. Gene Ontology annotation, molecular function: protein kinase activity; ATP binding. Gene Ontology annotation, biological process: protein phosphorylation. The transcript is spliced from 2 exons. Lineage: Eukaryota; Fungi; Ascomycota; Sordariomycetes; Xylariales; Hypoxylaceae. The record is from RefSeq and is a predicted model, not a curated record.
ACUAGAUAAAGACUUGCUUCGGAAAAAUUACUCUAUCCUGAUUAGAAGAGCGAUUUUACACCAUGGCGUACCUUGCUGAUACCGUAUUUGCUGAUUGGCCAAGGGUUCAAUAUGCCGAAUUAAUUACAUUAGACAGGUUCACACCUAGAGUUCACCUUGUACAGCUGGCUGACAACCCUGAAACUCGACUGGUUGUUAAAUACGUUUCUAGUGAUACGGCAAAGGGAAAUAUAUGGAAAGAAAUGAACAUCUUGAAGACGCAGCAGCUUCAUCCUUCUAUACUUCCUAUCGAUCGUCUUAUACUAGACAACAACAAUUGCAUCGUUGGAAUGGGAACUAAAUUCGUCCCCGGUGGUAAUCUUAAUCGCAAUAAAGACCGAACCUUUAAGUUGAAGUGGCUCAAGCAGCUUACAGAAGCUCUGGAUUUUCUUCACUUCGAUCAAGGCAUUGUCCACGGCGACCUCCACAUGGGUAAUAUACUGGUCGACGAAGCCGCUGACAGGCUUGUGCUGUGCGACUUCAGUAUGGCCAGAGAGGCUACGCAGCGGAACCUGAUCGAAGAAUUUUGGAGUGUUACGUGGACUCUCUACGAGCUGAUCACACUUGAUUUUACCGCUGAGGAGGAACAAGUCCAAAAUUCACAACGCGAGAAUGGUGUGUAUAGUUUGAAUACCGAAUCUAUAGAGAAGUUGCCUAGGUGGACUGUAAGAACAAAGCUGGAUUGUGACGCAGAAACAUUCCGCAGCUAUCUUCGGGAGUGGAUUAAGGUGCGCAGGGAAACUCUGCAAUCUGUUAAGGCAAGAAAACCAGAAACCAUGAUCAACUUUUCAGAGAGGGGGAGGAUUCAGUGGGAAGGGCCAAUACAUGGAUGCCAAGGGAUACAGAGCAGGACGAUACGAAUGAACCACCAAUAUUGAUGAUUACAUGUAGGCACAUGUAGGCUUUAUAGCUUUUACACAUACGGUCAACGAGGUAGAUUAUACCAACGAAAGGAUAUAAUAAUAAUUAAGGCUGUCUACGAGAAAAAAGCUAGGCAUUU